Molecule: messenger RNA, 1158 nt
Organism: Protobothrops mucrosquamatus (brown spotted pit viper)
Lineage: Eukaryota; Metazoa; Chordata; Lepidosauria; Squamata; Viperidae
Gene: EDNRA
Product: endothelin receptor type A
Exons: 6
Biological process (GO): G protein-coupled receptor signaling pathway; regulation of blood pressure; vasoconstriction
Cellular component (GO): membrane
Molecular function (GO): endothelin receptor activity
Source: RefSeq, a predicted model, not a curated record
CUUCAUUUUCCAAGGGCCUUUGGGAUGAUGCAUUUUGAACAAUUUCUUUGCCGUUUUUUUCCUUUUAUUCAGAAGGCAUCUGUUGGGGUCACUGUUCUUAAUCUCUGUGCUCUAAGUGUGGACAGAUACCGAGCAGUUGCUUCCUGGAGUCGUGUUCAGGGAAUUGGUGUCCCUUUGACUACCGCUAUUGAAAUUUUUUGUAUUUGGAUUCUUUCCUUUAUCCUGGCUAUUCCAGAAGCAAUUGGUUUCACCAGUGUUGAUUUUGUUUAUAAUGAAAAACGGCUCAAAACCUGUUUGCUAGUAGCAAGCAACAAGUUCUUGGAAUUAUACAUUAAAGUAAAAGAGUGGUGGCUCUUUGGUUUCUAUUUCUGCAUGCCACUUGCUUGCACAGCAUUCUUUUAUACUCUGAUGACCUGUGAAAUGUUAAACAGGAGGAAGAGUAAUUUGAGAAUUGCUCUCAGUGAACAUCUUAAGCAGCGCCGAGAAGUUGCUAAAACAGUUUUCUGUUUAGUUGUGAUUUUUGCUCUCUGCUGGUUUCCUCUGCAUCUAAGCCAGAUACUGAGAUCAAUGCUAUAUAACGACAAAGACCCCAACAGAUGUGAAUUCCUCAGUUUUUUGUUGACUUUGGAUUAUAUCAGCAUUAAUCUAGCAACCAUCAAUUCCUGCAUAAAUCCUAUAGCACUCUAUUUUGUGAGCAAGAAGUUCAAAAACUGUUUCCAGUCAUGCCUCUGCUGUAUUUGUCACCGGACAGGAAGUCAGAUGUCCUCUGUCCCCAUGAAUGGGACCAGCAUUCAGUGGAAAACUAAUGAACUGAAUAAUCACAAUACAGAGCGGAGUAUCCACAAAGACAGCUUAAACUGAGAUUCAGCAAAGACUGUGCUUCUGAAUUUAAGGAAAAGACAACAGAUACAAUAUCUAGAAUUCAACAAACUUAUUUAUUUGGAAGCUCUGUGCUCUAGCACUUAAUUCCAGAAAUGAGCAGAAAGAACAGUUGUGCAUAAGUGAAUCUCUAAAUGGAUUCCAAAUGGUUCUUUUUGUUAUAAAGAAAUUCACUUUUGGCAGAAACAAGAACAAUCGACCCAGUACUCUGCCAAGUGUUCACAGAUUUCAGCCAGAACGUCUAGCUGUAUGUUAUGUUGCAUAUUCUGUUAUAUCAUU